GACAUUCUUCUUUCAGUAGUCGCACUCAUCGCUGGUUACUACCCAGCUUUAACAAUCUUUAGCACUUGCUCACCACUACCAAUUCUCGCGAUUUUCUUUCCUCUAAACUGCUCCGUCGGCGCCGAGAAGAACAUUUCUACUCUAUUGUGUUCCACGCGCCGUUAGUUUCGACAACCUCCCUCGUCCUCUUUCUUCCAUUUUCUCCUCGGUCACCUCAGAUCGGUGACCCGGCUCCCUCAAUGGCACCACCCUCGCCGCGACGGUCAUCAAGAGCCCGCGCCACCAAUUCACAAUCACAACAAUCAUCUGUAUCCUCAAGCACGUCUGGUCGAGUUGAGCGGAAUACGAGAUCAGUCGCCAAACCCUCUUCCAACAAGUCCACCCCCAGUGCCUCUUUGUCCUCGGAGCCAUUUGAAGAUCUUGACGAUACCCUCCUCGGUCGAAGGCGAAAGCGCAACCACGAAGACGAGAACGAGAAGACUUCUAAACCCGAUACUUUUGAAAUGGCGAAUGGCAGCGAUGACCUCCAAGAAGAGGAGGACGAAGCCGUUCGUUGUAUCUGUGAUGCAGAAGAAUACCCGGGUCGCCCACCCGUGGAAGGUGCCGACCUGGAUUUCUUCAAUGCCAUAGAAUUUACUGAAGACGUUACCGGCUUCUUCGUUCAAUGCGACAUUUGUAAAGUCUGGCAGCAUGGCGCCUGUGUCGGCAUUUUUAGCGCUGAGAGCUCGCCCGAGGAAUAUUUUUGCGAGCAAUGCCGCAAAGAUCUCCAUAAGAUAUAUACUGCAAGCAACGGCCAAAAAUGGUCCAAAUAUGUUCCCCAUAACCGGCCGUCGCGCGCAACCUCUCGAGCCACCUCAAUUGCUAAAGAAGGCAAUCGUUCGCCCAAAAUUGGCACGAGCAAGAACUCGCGUCCAACUUCCGCUUCACAAACCUCGAAACGUCGAUCCACAAUGAAUAGCCGCGACCGAGCUUAUGAAGACGAACAACUUCUGCGCGCCAUUGAAGCGAGCAAAGAAGAUGUCCCUCAAGAUGGACAAGAAAUCAUGACCCGACGAGCGAAACGGGGACGAAGCGAUAGUGAGGAGUCAAUCGCCGUCAGUGCUCGGCCACGGGAUGAAAAACUGGCAUCACUAAGGAACCCAAUAAGUGUAAAGCGACAGAGAACCAGUUCGAUGUCGCCUUCACCUCCCACCGAACCGGUCGAGGUUCAAAGUUAUAAUGAAUCAGAUGAGGAGGUUAACACUCGCAAUGGAGCCAAGAAAGCUCGUAACAACAAGAAUCAGCGAACCAAGACCGAGAAAGAAGACAAAGAGCGCCAGCGACAGGAAGCCGCAGAUAAAAGGAAAGGCCGUGCAGAAAGGCGACGAGGAGAGGAUUCUGACCCUUCAGAGGAAACACCUCCCGCCAUUGCUAAACCUCCAGCCACCAAAAGCAUCGAGACACCAGUCAUCAUGGAAACUCCUGCACCUGCGCCACCCGUUCCCGAUACACCUCCCGCGAGCAAUCAGCCCGUCUCAAGCACCGCCAAGCGCGGUGGCAGAGCCACGCAUAAGAAGGGCAAAGGCAGGAACCAGUACACCAGGGAUCGCGAUGCGGAUGGCGAAUCCCCGGCACGAUCUAUGUCACGGGACAUUCAAAAGAACGGCGAAGAACCCACCCCUACACACACGAAACCCACGAGUGAACAUCGACAUGGCAAAUCAAAGCCAGCUUUGCACCACAAGUUGAAUAUGGUGGAUAUGAAGCGACGUGUUGGUGCCAUCAUGGAUUUUAUUUCAAGGACCCAAGUGGACCUUGCAGCAGAAGCAAUCCCAGGCACGAACGGAAACGUAAGCAACGGAGGAGCAUCGCCGCCAAAGUCCUCAGAUUCCCAUUCUGUAGGGAAUGAGGAUACAGCAGGCUCUUCUGGGACCAAAGAUUUCAAGGAUCUGAACUGUAUAGAGAUGAUGGAUGUUCUGACGCGAGAUAUGGUCAAGUGGCAGAAUCAGUAUACCUGACGGCAGCAUUUUGUUUGAACAGGUCCAUCGUGAUGAGACAAAAGGGGCCUGCGUUCGAUUCUUAUUUAAGGCGUUUACGGUUAGGUGCAUUCAGGGGCGUCACCAGCAUCCGCAGGAGAUGCAGCGGGCAAAGUUGUUUGAACUUGUCUAUGUUCUGUGGUCGAUGUUAUUAUUUCACCGGAACCACUUCACGAGGCGAAGAUCCUC
This is a messenger RNA of Fusarium redolens, 2204 nucleotides long. RefSeq lists its product as uncharacterized. Gene Ontology annotation, biological process: negative regulation of rDNA heterochromatin formation; negative regulation of silent mating-type cassette heterochromatin formation. The record is from RefSeq and is a predicted model, not a curated record. Gene Ontology annotation, cellular component: Rpd3L complex; Rpd3L-Expanded complex. The transcript is spliced from 3 exons. Lineage: Eukaryota; Fungi; Ascomycota; Sordariomycetes; Hypocreales; Nectriaceae. The coding region runs from base 240 to 1997 and encodes 585 amino acids.